ACCGAGAACUUGAUAAAACCUUUGAAAAUGUCUAGUCUAACAAAUGGCACCUACUUUGCAAAAAUAUUGUGUCCCACCGGGAAGAAAACGAUUCUGGGAAGCUUCACUAGACCCGUGAUGAAGAACAUCUUCGACACAGCCGCUCAAAUUGGGAUCGUGGGCCGGUACUUGGUCAGUGCCGAGGACAAUACCGUCAUUGGCGACGACCUGGCGUUGCGCUAUCUGCUGGAGCGGAACCACAGGAUCAUUGUGUCCGACUCCCUGGAUUGCCGCCGCGCCGAAAAGGUUUCCCUGGACUCUUCCGGCGAGACUGCGACCGAGGAGGAGGGCUUGCAUUUGGUAAGAGCGGAGGUAGUGGAUCAGGAGUUCACCAACACGGAGAGAGAACUGUUGCAGGAGCUGCUGGAGGAAGUCACCAGGCAGGUCGUGGUCGGAUUCAGAAAGUUCCUCACGGAACAAUCAUUCUCGAAGGCCCCCACCGAAUGAAAUUCCAAAUUCAAAAAUCUAUGCUUCCCCCUGAACUUCCGAAUAAAGCUGGCUAUCUGCGGUAGAUAGCCUAUUGAAGGUAUCUUUCAGAUAA
Molecule: messenger RNA, 580 nt
Organism: Drosophila persimilis
Lineage: Eukaryota; Metazoa; Arthropoda; Insecta; Diptera; Drosophilidae
Exons: 2
Coding region: 28-486 (152 amino acids)
Source: RefSeq, a predicted model, not a curated record